This is a messenger RNA of Closterium sp. Naga37s-1, 2544 nucleotides long. The record is from the annotation of a GenBank genome assembly. Lineage: Eukaryota; Viridiplantae; Streptophyta; Zygnematophyceae; Desmidiales; Closteriaceae.
AUGGGGAAGGAGUUAGGUCGCGGACAGUACGGCGUGAUUCGGUUGUGCACGGAUAAAGCGACGGGGCUGUCGCUGGCGUGUAAGAGCAUUAAUAAGGCGAAGCUGGCGGGGACGCGCGAGGUGGAGGACGUGCAGAGGGAGGUGAAGGUGAUGGAGCUGCUUAAAGGCCACCCCGCCGUGAUCGAGCUCCGCGCCACGUACGAGGACCAAAAGCGCGUGCAUUUGAUCAUGGAGUUGUGCGAAGGCGGCGAACUCUUUGAGCGAAUCAGCAAACGAAAGCAUUACCCUGAAAACGAGGCGGCGGAGGUUUGUCGCACGCUCGUGUCAGUCGUCGCACACUGCCAGGCGCACGGACUCAUGCAUCGCGAUCUCAAGCCCGAAAACAUUCUGCUCGUCAACCAAUCGUCGCACACGCGAGUCAAAGUCGUCGACUACGGCCUCGCGGUUUUCGUCAAACCAGGCGCAAAACUCACCACAAUGGCGGGCAGCGCGUACUACAUAGCGCCAGAAGUGUUAAAUAACUGCUACGGCUUGGAGGCAGACAUGUGGAGCGUGGGGGUGAUUCUCUACAUCCUGCUGUGCGGCCUGCCGCCGUUCUGGGCGGAGAAGGAGGAGGGCAUAUUCGCGGCCAUCAAGACGGGCAAGAUCGACGUGUUCACGGGCGUGUGGGAGGGCGUGUCUCAAGAUGCUAAAGACCUCGUUAUAAAGCUUCUCACGAGGGAUCCUUCGAAGAGAAUCACGCCAGAAAAGGCACUGGGUGAGUGGAGGGUGGGGCGCACGCGGGGGCAACCCGUUUCCCCUCCUCCGCCUCCCUCUCUGGAAUCCAACUUUCCAUUUCCCCCUUUUCCCCUCUUCCCCCCCACCUGUCCAGCCCACCGAUGGUUGAAGCAGCACGCGGGGGCAACUCGCUUCCCCUCCUCCGCCUCCCUCUCCGGAAUCCCCCCCAAGCCCGCCACUGCUGACGUCAUGGGCGCGUUCAGGCGCGACAGCAGCGUCAGCAGCAGCACAGGGGGGGGCGCGCGCCCCAGCUCUAGCAGCGGGGCGGGCGCAGGGGGAGGGGGAGGCGGAGGGGGGGCGCACCACCAUCACCACGCAGGGGGGGGCGGGGUGGGGGGACUGGCGGGGGUUCUAGCAGGGGGAGACUCGUCCCUACUCUCCAAAGCGAUUCUCUCACUGAAGAAAGUCGGUAGUGGAAGCGGGGGCGGGGGCGGAGGAGGGGGGGGAGGAGGAGGCGGGGAGGGGACACAUAGCGAUCUGCUAGUUCUCCUAGAAGCGCUGAAGAAAAAAGUGGGGGACGGGGGGGUGGCAGGAGCAGCAGGGGGAGGGGGAGCGGGACUCCCCCAUCCUAUAGUGCCUCGUUCCCGAAGCGUGGGGAUGAGUCGUAGCGGGUCGUUAUCAGGAGCUGAAUCCGAUGCUGACGGUGCUCCUGGGAAAGACAGACGGUCGGCGUCUGCCCGACACGGGUCCGGACUGACCGGGGCAGAUGAUGAAACUUCCGAAGCUGCCCUGCAGGCGUUUCUCGCGGCUUCCCGGGAGGUGCUGAGGAAAGAUGGUGGGGAGGGAGGUGGGGGGGGAGCGGGGGGAGAGGAACGAUUGGCAAAGCUUUUAGCUAAGCUUGAAGCAACGGGAGGGGGCGGCGGAGGAGGAGGGAGGGAGGACCGGCCGGGGUUACCAAGGGGCGGCAGCACGGGCGGCGGGGCACCAGGCCGGCCGAAGCUGCCGCCCUCCCGGAGCACAAGAGACGCAUCGGAUCACGAGGGGGAGGACGAUGGGCGGCGGGUGAGAAAAGAAGUCAAGCUUCCGUCGUCUGCUUCUGUGUCUGCUGCCGAUGCCGGGUCGAAACUUUUACGGCACCGCGACGAAUCACACGAUGAGAAGGAGGGUGGUGGUGGUGAGGAUGGUGGUGCGGGAGCAAAGGGGGGAGCAGGGGGGGCGAGGGGUAUGUCUCGGGUGUCGGAUAAGGCCAAGAGUGCCAAGGAGCGGCUGGAGGGGAACAGCUUGUUUCGGCACAAGUCGACCAACGUGUCGGCUCUUGUUCCGGUCCGGGACGGCAGGGAUGGGCGAGAGGGCAGGGACGGGAGGGACGGGCGGGACGGGAGGGAGGGGAGAGAUGGGUCGGCAAGGGGUGGGGGGGGAGCGAGGCCUGUGUCUCCUCUCUUGGAAGAAUCUUCUCGCUCCCAUCCGUCCAAUCGGGGAGGAAUAGGAGCUCCGCCGUCCCCCACAGCCAGUGUGAGCAGCCGAGCGGGCGGCGGCGGCCGGCGUGUUUCGGCUACUAAUGGCCUGGUCCGGCGGAAAUCGGCAGAUGUGGGGAAGUUGUUGGAAGAUUUGGGCGGCGACGGGGGGAAGGAUGCGGGGCGGGAUGGGGCGGAGAGCACGAGCAGCGGCGGGCGGAAAUCGGCUGCUUCUGGCGGCUCGUCCGCUUCUCGGAGGCGGCCGAGUCGGGAUUUUGACGACCUGGCACGGACGGGCGGGGUUGUCUUUUCUGUGUCGGCGGGCGGCGGACUGACCAACGAUGUGAGUGCUGAUAAAUCUUUCACGCCCUAA